Messenger RNA from Cajanus cajan (pigeon pea), 2570 nucleotides. It is a transcript of the gene GATA26, whose product is annotated as GATA transcription factor 26. Gene Ontology annotation, biological process: regulation of DNA-templated transcription. NCBI's taxonomy places the organism in Eukaryota, Viridiplantae, Streptophyta, Magnoliopsida, Fabales, Fabaceae. Gene Ontology annotation, molecular function: sequence-specific DNA binding; zinc ion binding. The record is from RefSeq and is a predicted model, not a curated record.
AUAACAUCAACGAAAGAGAAAAAAGCAUUAAAAAAAAGCUGAAACAUUUACUUCUUAUACAAUACAAGAGGUCACAUACAUAGGCCUUCUCUCUCUAUCUCUCAACAUUCUACCUUCUUUUCUUUACCUCUUUUCACAACCAUUUCUGAGAUUCCUCCAAUGGUCUUCUCCCUUCCAAUGAAUUGUACAGAUUCCCAGCUACAAUACACACAUCAAUCCCUUCAAUUCUAGUUGCUCUGGGAUUUUUUUGUGAUUUUUUUAAGGACUGUUAAAGACAAACCUUUCUGGGUUUAUUGGUUUCUGCUUUAAUUUUUUCUUCUUCCGCAGACUACCAUUCUGGGUUUGCUCAUAAAACAAAGACUUUCAAGAUAUCUGUUGUAUUUUCAAAAGAAAAAAAAAUCCAUUUUUAUUUUUUUUUUGUCAAAAGAAUAUUAUUUUCCUCUUAUUUUUCUGCAAAUUUUAUUUGUAUUUCUUUUUAUUAAUUUGCGGAAAAAGUUUGAGACAUGGGCAAACAAGGACCUUGCUAUCACUGUGGAGUUACAAGCACACCACUUUGGCGCAAUGGACCACCUGAAAAACCAGUACUAUGCAAUGCAUGUGGAUCUCGAUGGAGGACAAAGGGAACUCUUGCUAAUUAUACCCCUUUACAUGCUCGAGCAGAAACUGAUGUUUGUGAGGAUCAAAGGGUUUCCAGGGUAAAGAAUAUAUUGUUAAAUAAGAAGAAAGAAUUGCCUUUGCUCAAACGAAAGCGGAACCAUGAUAAUGUAAUAUCUAGAGCACCUGAUUACAACCAGGGAUUCCAAAAGGUUGUAGAUGAAGACACAAGCAAUCGAUCAAGUUCAGGAUCAGCUAUCUCUAACUCAGAGAGCUGUGUGCAAAUUGGUCAUGGUGGCACAGAUGCUAGUGAUAUGACAGGUCCUGUUCAGUCAGUGGUCUGGGAUGCCACGGUGCCUUCAAAAAAGAGGACAUGUGUUGGUCGUCCAAAGCCUUCUUCUGUUGAGAAGCUAACAAAAGAUUUAUGCACUAUUCUUCAUGAACAACAAUCUUAUUUUUCUGCAUCUUCUGAAGAUGAUCUUCUUUUUGAAUGUGAAACACCGAUGGUCUCUGUUGAGAUAGGACAUGGAAGCGUUCUCAUUAGGCAUCCUAGCUAUAUAGCUCCUGAAGAAGAGUCUGAGGCUAGCUCUCUUUCAGUUGAUAAUAAACAAUGUCCAAUGAGUGAGGCAUAUUCUUAUUUUGGCGCCAUUCUAAUGCAUAAUGAUUCUAGUCACAUGAAGUCAUCAACUGUGGAAGUUGAAAAGAUCAAGAACUCUACCGUUAAAAGUGACAAGUCUCAACAUGAAAGAGUACAAAUCCUUGGCAAUCAUGAAUCGCCACUGUGCUCAAUAGAUUUAAAUGAUGUUGUAAACUAUGAAGAGUUUUUGAGAAUCAUGACAAAUGAAGAGCAACAGCAAUUACUGAAGUUACUUCCUGUGGUUGAUACUGCUAAACAUCCUGAUAGCCUUAAAUUCAUGUUCAAUAGCUCUCAAUUCAAGGAGAACUUAACUUAUUUUCAGCAGCUUCUUGCGGAAGGAGUCUUUGAUAUCUCUUUGUUGGGGGCAAAACCUGAAGACUGCAAGACUUUGAAAAGACUUGCAUUAUCCAAUCUGUCAAAGUCAAAAUGGGUAGAACACUAUAAUUUUCUCAAGAAAUGUAAAAACAAAGUUGGAAAAUCUACUGGUACAGCAUCAACUAAUGUUGUAAACAACAAGGCAUCAACUAAUGUUGUAAACAUCAAGAGAACACGUGACAGCAGAAAUCAAAACUUUCCAGAAUUUAAGACAAUAAUGAGGAGCCCCAAAAGUGUGAUCACAAAGGUUGGCUAUGAGGGAAGAGAAGCUGUAGAGGAUGGUGCUUGCUAUAGUGCAAAAAGCCUUUUUGCUUUGCCUCCUGAUGCCAAUUCACUCAUGCUCGAUUCUUUAAACUUUGUUGAUGAGAGUACUGAUCAGGAUCUGCUGCUAGAGGUGCCAUCUAACACUUCGUUUCCACAGGCAGAGCUCUUGCACCCAACUUUAAGCCUUGGUGCUCAAGCCAGCACCAGUAGUAGUUCAGUCUACUCACAUCUGGGUCACCAUUAAGAGUAUACUUGGAUACAAGUUAAGAAGAACUUAUAAGAGUUUUUCUACUUAAAAAAAAAAACAAGAAGUUAUAUUUUCAGUAAAGAAGUUCUUAAACUUUUUCAAGCAUGUCUAUCCAGACAGACUCUGGGUAGUUCUACCUGGGUAUUUGGAUGGUUAGCUAUGGUACGUAUUUUACAUCUUAAACAUGUGAUGGUUGUGCUUUUGGUUACUUGCAACCUCCUUUAGCCUGGAUUGCCAACUUUGGAAGUUGGGUGGGGCUUUUUUGUAUAGGUUGGUGACAGAUUGUAACAUAUGGCAUGAAAUGAGGAGGGAUAAUCUCCUGUGUAGUUUUUGUUUUGUAAAUAAUUUUGACACUUUUUUUUUACCCCCAACAACAAAUAAAAUGAAAGGACAACAUUAUGGGACGUGUAUGGAGGAUCUGGACAAUCACACAAUCUAAAGUUAACUUUCAAA